GUGCUGAUCAGGGAACAUCACGCCGGGAAUAAAGGAAAGGAGAGGAAAUUACGAAAAGUAUUGCAGCAGAAACAGACGCACAUGUUCUUAUAAAGGAGAAAAUCCAAGAGUAUUAUAAAUACAACUACCACCGAUCAUGACAGGGUGUCGCAGCGGCAGAGUCGGGAGCAGAGCCCCAGCUCAGGACCUAUGUUUCGUUCCGGGCAUUUAAAUAUCGUGCAGCCACUGAACUGCGGGUUAUUGUCAGACACAACGCGGUGGCGUGAACAUCACAAGAAAUACAAAUCAGUACAAUAUUAUUGAAAUAGAACACUUCAGCGUUCGUGUGCGUGCGUUUGUGUUGCCCUGUUUUGGGAUUUCCCGUGCUCGUCGUCGAAUUUGGCAAUUGGCCGAGCCAUUGAGACAGACAGUUUUUUCAUCAAAAGUGUGGCGUCUUUUAAAUGUGUGUAAUUUGCCGGUAGUGCUAAUGUGACAGCGACUCAACCUGGCACAUCUAUAUACAUUAAAAAAUCUAAAUGUCUUCCACAAUGAAGUCGCAGCAGCUUCCACUGACCAUUCCUACCCACUGCGAAGAUAUGUUCGGUAAAAACAAGGCGACGUUAAAUAAGACAUUCAAUGAAAACGGUUGCUACGAUUCCUUUAUGUCGCCACCAUUAAGUGCUAGUAUCAGAAGUGAUCACGAUGGCUUUCAGGCGACAAAAGUAACUUUCUCUGGGAGCGUAAACAAUACCAAUUUUACAUGCGCCGAAUUGCAGUUUCCGGACUUCUCACACCCCUCCUUCACCACCGACACGCCCAAUUCCGCUUUUAGUGACUACACUAACCACACAGGGCCUGAACAGGAUAGGGAUGAUAUUGUGUGUGCUUCCUCGGAUCAAAGAGGCAUGCCCUAUCAGCAGGGUCAGUACACCCAGCUAAACCGUGAAGACGUCUUUCGCUUUGAGCCGGAGGAUAUUGCUCGACUAACAAGCGACAGCGGGAGCGCAUACGCCGAACUCGAUGGAUUAAUGCAGGUGCCACAAACCCCGUAUACACCUUGCAGUGCCCAAAUCACUCAAUUAGGGGUCCUGCCAACACAGGUGGAGCCACCUGAGUCACUUAAUCAGGAUACAGAUUAUUUUAACUAUGACGAAGUUAAUUGCCAGUCAAAAAAUCAAUCACCGUGCUCUUCGCCACAUUUAGAUGCUUGGUUGAAUUUCAACCUCAGUGAAUUAUCUUCGCCAGAGGCAGCUCAAGAAUCGUCACCAAAAUUAUGCAAUAUUUACGAGCAACAGCUGUCGCAAGUGAAAGUAGAGCAAACGCAAAAGAAGUUGCCGUCAAUGAACUCAACUUUCGGUACACCAAAGUGCACACCCAUGUGCAAUAAUUAUGACGACUUCUCCAAUCUGUACAACAGUGCGGAGACGUUACAAGGUGUAAUCUAUGACUAUUCAAAUGAAUUUUCGCCCGAAAAUUUUCAACAUAAUAUUGAACACACUAUUAAGAAACCAAACCGUGAACACAAAGUUAUUUGGACAAUUGAUGAACUGGAUGAACUUAACGCCGCGCUGGUCCUUGACGAACAGCAGCCACAACAUCAGUUGAGCUCAGUGUCAGUUGACAGGUCUAAUUUUACAGGAGAACAUUUUCCAGUUUCAAGAGUUGAAACAUCAAAUGCUGAUGACCAACUGCUAGCCACUGGCGGCAGCGACGACGACGAUGACAAGGAGGAGGAUGACAUGGACGAGGUGUUUGCCCCGCCAGCCGAGAGCGAAAGGAGGCUCAACUAUUCAGACUUAGUGGACAGUGAAACUGAGCAGCCCGUUUCGCUUAUAUGCCGCUGGACUGCAUGCAAUAUGGAGUUCCGGCACCAGCAUGUUUUUGUAGAGCACAUUGAAAAGUGUCACGUCGAUGUCCGCAAGGGAGAAGACUUUUCUUGUUUCUGGCUGAACUGCCCAAGACGGUACAAGCCCUUCAAUGCGCGAUACAAGCUCCUCAUACACAUGCGAGUACAUAGCGGUGAAAAGCCCAAUAAGUGUCCGUUUCCGGGAUGCAAUAAAGCAUUUUCACGUUUGGAAAAUUUGAAAAUUCAUCAGCGUUCGCACACAGGCGAGCGGCCUUAUGGCUGUCAAUAUAAAGGUUGCCUCAAAGCGUUCAGCAAUAGCUCGGAUCGUGCGAAACAUCAAAGAACACACUACGAUACGAAGCCAUAUGCCUGUCAGCUACCGGGUUGCACCAAGCGUUACACGGACCCCUCAAGUCUUCGAAAACAUGUAAAGAAUCACGGACAAAUGCGCCGCAAGUCUGCCAGUGGAACGCUUACUCCCUCUACCAAAAAAGCGGUCAAGACACGCCGCAAUUCGGAAUCGGCUGUAUCCUUGAGGGAACCGUUAGGUUCAUGUGAGCAACGUCCGCAGCGCAGCAGUAGCUGCAGUGAGGCAGCGCAUCUGAUGCAAAAUGAUGUACACAAUAAGGACAUACUUAUGCAAAGGUUAACGGAAAUAGUAUCAACUCCGUCUACCGAAAACCGCAACCCCUGCAGUAAUGACAAUGUUCCAUCUAAUAACAAUUCAAUAAAAUUUAAUGAGUUGUCAAAUUGCAUUGUUGAACAAAGCCAAUCCGGGACGACAGCCACGAAAGUAGCUGGCCGUGAAAGCCAGGUACAUAGAUACAAUACAGUAGUUGAAACUGCAGCAACGGCAACAAAUGAUGGCUUUAGCUAUUUUGGUAGCAAAGGUGAAAGCGAGUGUGUAAACACAUAUGCUGUGAUGGAAAGGAAUACAUUGAGCACUUGCAGCAUUAACAGCAAUAAUUACAUAGCCAACAACUAUAAUUGCUGCAACAACGAAAAUAUUAAUAAAUUUAACGAUCUUGAACAAUUGCUAAAUUCUACAGCGGUACCUAGCGAACUGCAAAAUGUUGGGACUGUUUUUAAUUCAGGUGCAAAUAAAUGUCAAUUAAAUGAGUUCGUAUCGUUUGAAUAUGUGCGAAAGUAUCUAACAGAUGCAUUUGAGUCCCCCAGUGCGAAGAGGCCGAAGAGUCCUGUUACAAAUUUUCAAGAGAAUAUUCCGAUUCUAAAUGAUUUCGAAAAUUAUGAUAUUCAGUUUAUUUGAGUAUUUAAUCUUUAAAUGAGAUUGUUUGUCAAAUAUUUAUAUUUUAUCUGAAGAUCUCAACCGUAUUAAGUAAGUGGUCAAGUUUGUCGAUUGUGGAAAAAAGUGUGUAUACUCAUUUCUAUUUGUAUAUAGUCAAUUAUUUUUUAGUUUUAGGAACUGUAAGCUAACUUUUGUUUCAGUACGCUCGAUAUGUUUGUAUAUGUUUAUGUAAAGCUAGUUGAAUUGACGGACAAUAAGUUUUGGCCUAAAUUAGGCCAAGGAAAAAGGCCUAAAUUAGGCCGAAAUUUUACUUUCUUUAGUGAUUAAUAAGUCUUCCCAAUAAAAAUUAACUGUAACUAUGAAUAUA
This is a messenger RNA of Drosophila virilis, 3438 nucleotides long. It is a transcript of the gene lmd, whose product is annotated as lame duck. Lineage: Eukaryota; Metazoa; Arthropoda; Insecta; Diptera; Drosophilidae. Gene Ontology annotation, biological process: regulation of transcription by RNA polymerase II. The record is from RefSeq and is a predicted model, not a curated record. Gene Ontology annotation, molecular function: RNA polymerase II cis-regulatory region sequence-specific DNA binding; DNA-binding transcription factor activity, RNA polymerase II-specific. Gene Ontology annotation, cellular component: nucleus.